AUGCAAAAUGCAAGUACAUCACUUUGCUUGCCCUCAAGCGAGAAGACAAAUCCGAGAGAUGCUGAUAUGUCGAGGACUCAAAAUUCAAGGGAUGCAAUGAGAGGAAACGAAGUCAAUGAUCGGUUGAGAAUCAUAAAAUGCAAGGCGAAUGAGCUCUACUUCCAAAAUUUUAGCCACACCAAUCAAAGCAACAGGAAGACACUAGACUCAACUUACACAAUGCAUUCAAAUAACUCUCAUCCUUUAACAUUCAAUUAUUUCAGAACCGUGAAUCAACCGCUCAUGCAUUUCAAAGUACUCGCUUGGCUUAAGGGUAAGUUUCAAAGGACAAAGAUGGUCCCUGUUUUCUGGUUUCAAAAUCAGCACAGGGAUCUCUCAAAGAAAAAGGGUGGUGUGGGACACUCGUCAAGAUCGAUCGGCUCCGUUGAAGACGUUGGAGGUGGUGAUGCGCCGGUUUUUCUCUUCCGCUUGCUUCUCCUUAACGCCGGCUCCACGGUUUUAGUUGGUGAUGCGGCCUUGGUUGCUUAG
This is a messenger RNA of Microthlaspi erraticum, 528 nucleotides long. The record is from the annotation of a GenBank genome assembly. Lineage: Eukaryota; Viridiplantae; Streptophyta; Magnoliopsida; Brassicales; Brassicaceae.